Messenger RNA from Prunus mume (Japanese apricot), 3280 nucleotides. The record is from RefSeq and is a predicted model, not a curated record. Lineage: Eukaryota; Viridiplantae; Streptophyta; Magnoliopsida; Rosales; Rosaceae.
AUGGUUGCCAAUAGUUACAUUACUAAUCACAGUUUUAGACAGUCUGAAAUUGUGCCUUUAUUAGAAACUGGUUUCAUCGGAACCUCACGUUCUUGGUGGGAUAAACAUUUAACGGAUGAGUCUAGAAGACAGAUAAUCCAUGCAGUUAAACUUAAUGAAGAUGGUCUCCCUAUAUUCGAUGAACAAUUAGGUCGAGUUGCACAGUCACAGAAUCCUAAGCCUUCUUCUUCUGGCACCUCACAAGCUUCCCUCUCAGUCGAAGGAAAAUCCAAAGCUGAGCUUCAAGAAAUUGCUAAACAAUUAAUUAUUCAAGCCUCUCAAAUGGACGAUGAUGAUGAGACCUCCCCAAGAUCACAAUCUUCUACUAGUCAACCAAAUCUGCCUGCUCGUCAAAAGAGUCCCUCUCAGCCAAAGCGGUUAACAACAGCAGAUGGUUAUGUCCUUGGCUUGCAAAGGGUUCCAGCUGGUCGGUCCGGUAACAAGACAGCAGCUAAGCUGCCUGUUUUGUUACAACACGGACUCCUUUUGGAUGCUUCAGCUUGGCUGCUCAAUGAGCCGGAUAAGGCUUUGGCAUUCAUCUUGGCAGAUAAUGGUUUUGAUGUAUGGCUUGCCAACGCUCGCGAGACAGAAUCUAGCGGCGAACACACAUCACUUAGCCCUAAUGAUCCGGCAUACUGGGACUGGUCAUGGGAUGAAUUGACUGCUUAUGAUCUUCCUGCUGCAUUCCAGUAUGUGAACAAUCAAUCAGGACGGAAAUUACACUGUGUUGGUCAUUCCUUGGGAACUUUGACUGCCCUUGCCGCCUUCUCCCAAGAAAAGCUGUUAAACCUGCUAAGAUCAGCUGCUUUGCUUAGUCCAAUUGCUUAUCUUGGUCAGAUAUCGCCGUUUGGAAGAACUGCUGCCGACAUAUUUUUAGCUCAAGGUGGCGUGCUAGUGGGUCCAUCUGUUAUCGGUGGUAUAAACUUUGCUCGCGCGUACAUAGCUCCUUUCCACAACUUCUUGACAAUAGAAACAAUUGCAAGCUUGGGCCUCCUUUACUACAUGUUCAUGGUGGGUUUAGAGCUUGAUUUCAAACCAGUAAAACGUGCUGGGAAGAAGGCUCUGAGCAUUGCUCUCGCGGGCCUCGUCGUCACCGUACCCCUCGGCGCGGCUCUUCAUUACUUUCUCCUUGGCAACGACUCUCGCUGGAAGUACAAGGGCAAAAGGCCCACCAGGUACGGGCCCUUGGUCUGGGGCAUUACCCUCGGCACCACCAGCUUCCUCGACCUAGCUCGAAUCCUCGCCGACCUCAAACUCCUCCAUUCUGAGGUCGGUCGGCUUGCCCUAUCCGCCGCCGUCAUUGCUGAGUUAUGCUCAUGGUUUCUUCUUGUCGUGACCAUGUCGGUAAUGACUGCGGCCGGGUGGCGCGGGUUCGCGACCACCGUAGCCUUCGUAGUCGUCUGUGUUUUUGUUCUUCGGCCUGCUCUCUUGUGGGCAAUCCGCUGCAAAUUUACCGAGAACAAAAAGAAUAAUAAUAACGAUAUGGACCUUAACGUGUGCUUUGUCCUGUUCGGUGUCGUGAUAUUCGGGUUCAUAACGCAAACAUGUGGGUCCCACUUCAUCGUCGGGCCUUUCGUGUUGGGAGCCAUCAUGCCCAAGAAGGGAGAGAUGAAGAAGAUGGUGAUGCAGAGGAUCCAAAACUAUGUGUAUCUGCUCAUGAUGCCCCUUUUCUUCUUGUUCGUCGGGCUAAGGACCGAUUUCAGGCAUGUUGUUUAUGAGGACGUUGAGAACCAAGUGCCCUACGGUGCAGCUCACGCGUGCCGUGUCAUGGUGGUUAUCGUUCUGUCUUCCGCUUCUAAGAUUUUCACCACCUUUCUCGUCGCCUUAAUCCACAAAAUUCAACCUUGGGACAGUUUUACUCUUGGGAUACUCAUGAACACUAAAGGAUUAUUGGGACUCAUCAUUCUCAACUCUGCUAAGGACCUACAAGUCUUGGACCACCGAACGUUUGCAGUAAUGAUGAGUGCAAUUUGGCUAAUGACGGUUCCUGUUGGACCCUUCCUAGCCCUGGGUUACAAGACCACAAGGGCUUCCGCACAAUACAAAAUCAGGAACAUACAAAGCUUAGAACCUGAUACCGAGCUUCGAAUCCUCACAUAUACCCACACCUCCACCAACGUCUCCGGCAUUGUAGACCUCCUUGAGGCUUCAAAUCCAUCCCGACAAUCCUGGAUCUACGUCUUCGCCGUCCAACUUGUGGAGCUCACCGGCCAAGCUUCGGCCAUGCUCAUCGUGCAUGACGCUUGUAAAGCUAACACAAAUCACACCUGGGCCAACACCGAGGCACAACCUGAGUCAUUCACCUCUAGAAAUGCCUUUGAAAGCUACGCCAAGGGAAGAGAAAACGUUUAUGUUCAAGCACUCACGACCGUUUCAGCCUACAACACCAUGCACGAGGACAUAUGCAAUCUGGCUGAGGAGAAGUGCAUCAACCUCAUAAUCAUCCCGUUCCACAUGCAAGCUAAUAUAGAUGGCGCCAUGGAGGAUGCCAACCCAAGUUUGAAGGGCAUCAACAAUAACGUGAUCGAAAAGGCCCCGUGCUCCGUGGCGGUUUUUGUCGACCGCGGGCUUAGUAUGUCCCAUGUGACCGAAUCCUGCAAGGACGCCUCCCAGGCCUACCGCCACUUCGCCAUGUUCUUCAUCGGAGGGGCAGAUGACCGCGAGGCAUUAACGUAUGCAUGGAGGAUGGCAGGAAAUCCGAGGGUUAACUUAAAGGUUGUACGGUUUAUCGUUACCCCAAAUAACAACGAAGGCAACAAGAAGAAGGAAACUGAUCCAAAGGUAAUGGAAGACAGUGGGAGGGAGAAGCAAAUAGACGAUUUGUACGUGGACCAAUUUAGGCUGAAGUCCAAGCACAACCCCAACAUACAAUUCUUGGAGGAGGCCAUGAAUAGCUGGGAACAAACUCUGAAUCUCAUAAGGGAGUUGGAGGGUGAAUAUGACUUGUACAUAGUGGGAAGACGGCAUGGAAGCACAUCACCGGCGAAGGCAUUUUUGGAUCAUUAUUUGAGCCAGACUGACGAUCAAUUGGGGCCUCUCGGGGAAGCAUUAUUGACUUCAAGUUUUGCAAUUAACGCAUCCAUUCUUGUAGUGCAGCAGGGGGCCGCUGUGGAUGAACCAGAGGAUGAAAACGUCUCGGUUAUAUGAAAUUAGCAAAAACCCUUCAAAAUUCUUUGUGAACUUGGAAUAGGAUGACUCGACUGAGAUCCUUUUCCUUUCUUUUUUGCCUUUUGUUUUGUUU